AUGAACGAUGAGGCCGGAUCGUCUCGAGCUCCACAGCGCCAGAAUGAUGCUGCAUCCCACCUGGCCGACCUGGAGGAUGCCUUAGCACGCUUUGAGGAGGCUGAACAGCGCGAGAAGGACAAGGCAACCAAGCAGAGAAGACUGGAUGCGAAGAGGAAGCGCAUCCAGAUGUUGGGCGAGCUUCUGCGCGACUUGGACAUGGUCGUCUACCUGGAACUCAUCACACUCUACCACUUGGACUGCUCAUUCUUCUGGCUUCUGUUCAAGACCUUUACACAUGGCUUUCUACUGACGCCGAUCCCCGACACCGCGACCCUCACCCGCCCACCAGACGAACCGCGGCCUUUUCUACCGCUGCUCCUGUUUUCGUUUGGAGUCAAUUUCCUCCUGCAUCUUACCUAUCCCGCGCCUUCGGCUGGCGAGGACACCCGAGGCUAUCUGCAUGGCGGCUUGAUGAUAGACUUCAUCGGGCAGCAGGGACCCACGAGCAGGUGGAAGCUUGGGGCCCUUGACAUGUGCAUCUUGUUCCUGCAGCUCGUUAUGGUCUCGGUACACGUCAAGAGGCGGGAGCUGAAGAAGAAGCUAGCGAAGCUGUCAGCUGGUGGGGGUGCACCAAGCACCACUACCACUACCACCAACACCCGAACCACGUCAGACUCGGCAGCGGUGAAUGACAACGCGGCCCGGGACCAAGAUGCCGAUGACGAGGAGCGAGGUGUGCUACACCGAACCGAUACUUUGUCGGAUUUGGGCAUAGAUCCUGACAACGAGGAGGAUGCCCUGUUGCCAUCCUCUGAGUCUGGCCAUAUGGACGCUGUUGAACUUCUCAGUUCCGGUCAAUGUGUAAUUGGUGACUUUACUCUCAUCGAUACCCUCCUUCAGGAAAACAGGGAUUACUCGGCUUACCGCCUAACGCGCACCGAAAGCGGCAACAACGACAUGCCCGAGACGCUGCGGCGGCUCAAUACGUUGCGAACUCGGUUCGGUGUGGGUGGCGGAUGA
Alternaria burnsii is the source of this 1002-nucleotide messenger RNA. Its product is annotated as duf-domain-containing protein. Gene Ontology annotation, cellular component: Dsc E3 ubiquitin ligase complex. The record is from RefSeq and is a predicted model, not a curated record. The coding region runs from base 1 to 1002 and encodes 333 amino acids. The transcript has 2 exons. Lineage: Eukaryota; Fungi; Ascomycota; Dothideomycetes; Pleosporales; Pleosporaceae. Gene Ontology annotation, biological process: SREBP signaling pathway; protein processing.